AUGCCAUCCAAGAAGUCCAACGUCAACAUUGACUACAAGCCCGACCCCUUCCCUAACUCCGUCGAUACGGACCUCCUAGACCAGGAACCUACUCCCCGAACAAGCAGGAAGAAGAACAAGAAUGUCAAACAGACUGCGCGAGUUGAACCAGAAAUAUCGGACCCAGAGGUAGCCAGAGAGCCAUCUGUGUCGCCACCUGCCUCGAACCAGAUUCCGAGGGGGUUCCCUCACCGCAGUCGCGAUCCGGGCCGCGAUGGCUUGGAGGAUCUGACAGCUACUGAGAAGGUGUCAGAUGACCAUACUCCUCCGCAGGAUACGUUCCUGUCACCAGCGAGCACUUAUGGCCGAAGUCCGCCCGCUGAUCUGCUCUUGGGCUUCAGCCAUCGACCGUCACCACCUACGCAGAGCUAUAUAGGAAAAGGCGGUUUCAACGCCAGAAGCCCUCCGACCUCACCGCCUCUGGCUAAGGCUCGUCCGAUCAGUUAUGGAGGCCCGCCUACCACUGUGGGCUACACAAGAACCUCGACUUCGCCGUAUGCGCACCCGGCCAGUGCUUUCGGUUCGCCACCUCCCCAUAUGCCACAGGCGCACUUCUAUGAGGCCAGAGACAUAGACCUCGGACUGGGGCAAAGACUCGGUCUCAAGAGCCAGCCUCCCACAUUGGUCAAAUUUGCAAGUCUGGCCGGAGUGAAGGAGGCACGCAACGCGAUACUUGUAGGUACAGCAAAUCAGCUGGACGUGCUGGGCUACGAAGGUGAUAAAGUGCUUCAACUCGGAAGCCUGCGAAACAUACCUGGUGUCAUUCAUGAUGCUACACUGCUCACCUGGAGUCGUGGUCAGGAUCCAUUCCAGGCACUAAGGCCGCUAGUCGCAUUGACCGUACACGGUUCGCAUGGCGACCAUAUCAUCCCCAAUGAAAGGCCCCCUGACUAUCAAUCUCGACGAGGCUCUGCGGCAGCAAGCUACGCGACUCCUCCGCAGGCUGGCGCGGGUGCUUCGACAUCGGUCGUUGUUUACUCACUGAGGCAGCAGUGCCUUAUCGCUGAUCUGCUACAUCUACCUUCCACUUCGAUUCCGCAAGUACCAUCAUGGAUGGACAAGCAGCAGAAACCAGCACCUUCCGGCCGACUUAAGCUGCAAACUAGUGGAGAUCAUCUCCUAGUCAGCUCUGGAGUCAGUGGCGAGGUGUUUGUGUUUGGCAUUCGCCAAAAUGGCAGCGAGGCGAACUUCAUCUGCCUCGAAAAGUUGUGGACCACUCUACAGCCACGAAUGCGCAGACGUGAAUCUUCUCAUAGCAGACCAAAUGACCAGGACGUCUCGCCAGCAGACAUCAACCGUGGGGAAGUUGACCAAGAGCAGGCAAUCGUCAGUCUUAGUGGCAGAUGGCUUGCAUACUGCCCAGCAUUGGCUUCAAGACCGUCAAUCGGGGCAGUCGUCGGCGAGAGUGUGCUGUGUGUGAAUGGUGCUUCGCUCAGUUCUCGAAGUGCCCCAGCGAGGCCAGUGAUUAACUGUACGGUCGAUUCUCCAGAUGUCGAGACGAUCUUCGGCAAGGUUGCAAAAGGAGUGGCUCAAGAAAUGCUAAAGGGUGGUAAAUGGCUUGGCGAGAAGGGUGCGCAAUACUGGCAGCAGUACUGGAACCAAGACACUGCCAACAGGACGCCUUCGUCUCAACAAUCCCCAAUUUACAGCCCACAGCAAGCCCCUCUCCAGUUUCCACCCACCCACGGGGAGCCAGCCGAUGCCACAACGAAGGAGCCAGAACUGGUAUCGAUUGUUGACUUGCAAGCGUUGCAGUUGAAGGACGGCAAGAAGUCCUCCGAUUUUGUUCCGUUGGCGACAUUUGAACCGCCUGGCGGAUGCAGCUACCUGUCUUUUACUCCAAACGGACUAUGCCUCCUGACUGCGAGCCGGCGAGGAGAUAUUUACUAUGUAUGGGACCUCCUACAAGUACGCUAUCCACGCAUCUCAAUCAUAGAGGAGAACGAAGCUCAGAUCGCCGCGAGGGUCCGACAGGUCCACAAGAAUGAGCGCUUCAGUGAAUCAGUCAUCGUUGAUGUUGAAUGGGAGGCACCACUGGGGAUACGCUACGCUGUGGUCACGCAGAACAGAACGGUCCACAUGUUCGACAUACCAUCGGCAGCGCUGCGAUGGCCACCACCUAGAGCACGGAAGAAAAAGCGUCCAGUAUCUAUCCCAGCAGAUCCAGCUUCUAUUGGCCCACAACCUCCAGCUUCCAGCUUUUUCGCAUCUGCGAUGAAUUUCGCAACGACUAAGACUCAGCCAAUGCUUGCCAAUCUUCGAGGCCGCGCUCCUAGCAUGGGCGGCGGUGUUUCAGGCAUUGGUAACACUGGUCUUGGUUACGCUUCUGCUACCGGCAUGCGCAGCGGCAAAGUUGUGGCGGCUGGCUUUAGUAAAUCCCUUGGAGCGGCCACGAACACGGUUGCUAGCAUUAGGCAUGCAGGUCAAAGCAAGCUGCACCUGAAAAUGGAGACCGUUGCCGGGCGCCUGGCAUGGACAUAUCGCGAUCGUCGACUUCGCCUAUCCGUUCUAGAUUCUUCCGGCAUACGCAACUACUACGUUCGAAAGACAAACCCUCGCGAGCGGCAACCCGAGACAGUUUCUGUGUUCGACAGCCGUAAAUCAGUCAACGUAAAGCUCCCCGAGAUUUACCCAACCCAGGAUCCUGAAGAAGGCCCGCACGGCUUCUGGCAGCCCAGCUCUCAACGUCCACCCCAGGCACCCGGUUUCCCGGCUCCUCUUAGCUUCGCCGAGAUCGAUACGAAUGCUCCCUAUCAGCCGUUCCAUUCUGAUAGUCGGGUCACCAUGUCGGUCUUUCCAACUGAUUUACCCCUGUCCGAGUCGCAAUUCCCAACCGCCUCCGCCAUCUUCCAUCCCCGGUCUGACGUGCCAAAUCCUCGAAAGAAAGACGAAGAUAGAUGGGUCUUUGGCCUUGAAAUUCCGACCGUGCGGCUCAACACUGGCUCGCCGGAGCGAAAUGACCACGAGGAAGAUGGGUACCGGAGUGUGGUCUAUCGCGAGACAACGUUGCAACAAAUUGGUGAAGAGGGCGAGGAGCAGAUUGUCAGCACGACAAGACGCAGAAAAGCCAAGAAGGGCAAACAGGCUCGGGCUCAACAAGGUGACACAAUGACCGAGGAUGGUCAGGAAGGCGAGGAGGGCUUCUUCGAGGAUGACUGCGAUGUGCUGGACUUUGCUGAGGACAGGGUUUGA
Cyphellophora europaea CBS 101466 is the source of this 3231-nucleotide messenger RNA. RefSeq lists its product as uncharacterized. Gene Ontology annotation, cellular component: cytoplasm. The record is from RefSeq and is a predicted model, not a curated record. NCBI's taxonomy places the organism in Eukaryota, Fungi, Ascomycota, Eurotiomycetes, Chaetothyriales, Cyphellophoraceae. Gene Ontology annotation, biological process: autophagy; response to starvation. Gene Ontology annotation, molecular function: protein binding. The transcript has a single exon. The coding region runs from base 1 to 3231 and encodes 1076 amino acids.